Molecule: messenger RNA, 5056 nt
Organism: Aspergillus sclerotioniger CBS 115572
Lineage: Eukaryota; Fungi; Ascomycota; Eurotiomycetes; Eurotiales; Aspergillaceae
Product: E3 ubiquitin-protein ligase SSM4
Exons: 3
Coding region: 205-5034 (1609 amino acids)
Cellular component (GO): endoplasmic reticulum membrane
Molecular function (GO): zinc ion binding
Source: RefSeq, a predicted model, not a curated record
CUGACCGGCCCCCCCACCGCCCCUAUUGCGUUAUCCCAACGACGUGUUGGGAGAUUGUACCGACUCAACGGAUCCCUUCCACCCACCUUCCGUUUAGUUUGUUGGUUCACGCACCUGUUCGCGAUUCUAGACGCCUCCGAACAUGAUACCUGAUUGCCAUCAUUGAAGACGAUAAGCUCGUCGACACGACGCUGGUUGUACAACAUGGAGUUCCCAGAGGGCAGAUAUCACGACUAUGCCGACUCAACAUCCUUUCCGGACCUGAUGAAUGACCCGGCCUAUCAAACGAACCACAAAGGGAAGGAGAGGGAGUUUGAAGAACCGGAUACUUGUCGCAUAUGUCGCGGAGAGGGCACCGAAGAAGAGCAGCUCUUCUACCCGUGCAAAUGUAGCGGAAGUAUUAAGUUCGUUCACCAAGCAUGCUUGGUGGAAUGGUUGUCCCAUUCCCAAAAGAAGCAUUGCGAACUCUGCAAAACGCCUUUCCGCUUUACCAAGUUAUACGAUCCCAAUAUGCCCCAAAGCCUUCCAGUUCCACUUUUCCUCCGGCAACUUCUAAUUCAUAGCUUUCGUACUAUCGUCACAUGGCUGCGGUUCGUUCUCGUCGCAUUCGUCUGGCUUGGGUGGUUACCGUGGUCCAUGAGAGCCAUUUGGAGAGCGCUCUUCUGGCUUGCAGAUGGCCGUUGGUCUGGAGCGGAUGGGCCCCAGCAACAGGUUUCUGACAAUUUAGCCCAGGCUGUAGCAAAUGGAAGUGCUUCUGUGAACGUGGGUGCAGCUAACACUGCAUUAACAGGAGCAUCUGAUAUAUCUGCAGUGCAGUCACCAGUAUCAUCCAUGUUUAGUUUCUCGUCCGGCGAGCCGCUACUUCUUACGGUCAUUAAAAAAUCCUUUUCUGCCUUGUUCUUUCCGGCAAUGUCAGGUACCAGCGCCAUGGGCCCCAGCACUUCAAACGUGACGGCAGCAUCAUACAAGCCCCGACGCCCAUCAUGGCUCUCGGACGUGGAGUUUCUCAAUUCUUUAACACCGUCACCCACAAUAAACAACAUCCUCAUUGACACGUUGGAAGGACAGUUGAUAACCCUCUUGGUGGUCAUCUCUUUCAUCUUGAUCUUCCUCAUCCGGGAAUGGGUUGUCCAACAGCAGCCGAUGGCCAACAUCGCCGAGGGCGAGCGGGAGGCAGCGGUCCAAUUGAUUGCUAAUAACCGUCCAAUCCAGCAGCCUGAGGAUGUCCAGCCAGAGCCACCUGCGCCCCAGCCAGCAGAUGUACCUCGCGACGAAGGUACCCAUGAACAUGUUGAAGAUAUCGCCCGUCGCGCGGGCGAAGUGCAACUUGGCUCCUCAGCUGAAUCCGACCCAUCCCGCCUAGAGUCGUCGUUCCGCGAUGGGAGCUCGGGAAGUUUCAGUGACUCGGAUACCCAAGGACCUAGUACGUCGCACUUUUUCCGGCGCAACAGUGAGAGUGAAGAUGAAGUGAACCCCCUGUCGCUGGAGCAGUCAACUUCUCACGGCAGUCAGGUUUGGCCUGGCGUAGAGACGUUUAGGGACCUCUGGGCGCGUGGGAAUGGUGAUCCUGAGCAGGUCUUGAGACUAGUGCGAGAGGAAGGCCGCCAGGAUGAGCUAGGCUGGAUCGUUACGGCAAUGACGAAGCUUCAACGAAAUGAUAACUUACGCCCUUCUUGGAGGCGUGAGUCGCCCCUCCAAGAGGCCGCUAGUUCCGACUCUCUUGAUCAUACAGAGAUGGAGAGUGUACCGGGUCCAACUCAAUCGGCAUUUUUGGAACCCUCAUCAUCUGCGGCAGUUCGCCAGCCCUGGGAUAUAGCGACUGUGUCCCAUCCGUUUGGAGCUGACGUGGGAUUUGAUCGGCAACAGCGCGAAUCUGCCCAUGAUAAUUUUGACUCCACACUACGUACUACGAGCGAUUCUCAACAGGUAUCUGACUCGAUACCUUUUGCCGAGGAUGGUAUUCAGUCGCACCAAACCCACGGUGCUUCUGCUCUCUCCAAUGUCACUACACCAAAUACCGAAGAGCCUUUACAAAAUGCCACGCCAACAGUGCGGCACGAUCAAGCUCCUCCCCCGAAGAAUCCGAUUGCUAGACUGUUCGAUUGGUUUUGGGCUGAUAUCAACCCUACCGAUCAAGGCCAAGAUCGUGCACAGGAUGAUGACGAGCAUCUGGUUGAAGAUCCAGCUCUGGAAGCGCCGUUCGUCCCCAUCCAGAACAACAGACGCCUUGCCAACGACGACGGACAGAACGAUCAAGCAAUUGCCCCGGAUUUCGGUGUUGAUCCAAAUGAUGUUGAUGCCGUAGAGGAUGGAGAUGACUUGGAGGGAAUCCUCGAGCUUAUUGGCAUGCAGGGUCCAAUCUUUGGUCUAUUGCAGAACGGGGUGUUCAGCGCACUCCUGAUCUCGUUCACCGUGGCUAUUGGGAUUUGGCUUCCCUAUCUCUGGGGCAAAAUUGCCCUUGUGCUCCUAGCAAAUCCGGUACAAUUGGUCUUUGGUGUUCCCAUGACUGCUAUAUCUAUCUUUGCAGAUGUUGCGCUGGACACCCUCAUUGGUAGUUUGGGCUAUGUCAUGUACUGGAUCAGUCUCAUCUGCAAAGUGGUGCUGAGUCCUUUCGGUGCCUUUAUUCCUUUGGGAGACUGGAUCCCGCAAACCAAGUCUGUAACCAGUGCCUCGUUGUCCCUUAUCGAUGCCAGCGGUCAUCGAUUACGGAAUGCUCUUCAGCCCUUCUUCGUCUUUCAUGAGUCCGACGUCCCCAUGUUCUCGGUCCUAUCCCAUCAAGCUCUUAAGAUUCAUCAAGCGCGCAUUGCGGCCUUGGCUCACUCGACCUGUACAGUGGUGAGAUUCAUCCUACGUGACUUUCCUCUUCGACUUAUGUCCGAAGGGAUCGCUGGCACCUUUUCUCUAGAGGGUGGAAUUGGUGAUAUAAUUAAGGUGCUAGUGCAGGCGCGCGAUCAAAUCUACGAUCUCGGUCAUCAGAUACUCUACUCCUCUAACGGCACGAGCUGGUUUAACACCAACAUGAGCGGUCCGUCUUCAGCGGACAUCACUGUCAGUUAUGACCUAGCUGUGUGGGAUACGAAGGAUCGUAUCAUUGCCAUUCUAAUGGGGUACCUCCUCGCGUCGGCACUCGGGCUUCUGUACUUGCGUUUCACCACCCUACUUUCUGGUGGCGAGCGUGGACAGAGGGUUGAAGGCAUCAUUGCCGACGUCCUUCACCAAGCAGGUGGAGUCAUGAAGGUCAUCCUCAUCAUCGGCAUUGAAAUGAUAGUGUUCCCGCUGUAUUGCGGCUCUUUACUUGACAUUGCACUGUUGCCCCUCUUCGAGAAUGCCACGGUUGCCUCGCGCCUUGAGUUCACAUCCUCGUCUCCUCUAACAUCUCUCUUUGUGCAUUGGUUCAUUGGCACGUGUUAUAUGUUCCACUUUGCGCUUUUCGUGUCCAUGUGCCGGAAGAUAAUGAGGAGCGGUGUUCUCUACUUUAUUCGGGACCCAGACGAUCCAACAUUCCAUCCAGUCCGCGAUGUCUUGGAGCGCAACAUCACCACUCAGCUGCGGAAGAUUGCAUUCAGUGCCCUUGUGUAUGGUGCUCUGGUUAUCGUUUGCCUUGGAGGCGUUGUAUGGGGAUUAUACUACGCUUUCGAUGAUGUGCUUCCCGUCCAUUGGUCCGCUACUAUUCCUGUAUUGGAAUUUCCCGUGGAUUUAUUAUUCUACAACUUCGUCAUGCCGCUUGCACUCCAGUCAAUCAAGCCAUCGGACGGUCUACACAAUCUCUAUGAUUGGUGGUUCCACAAGUGCGCUCGACUCCUUCGCCUGACCAACUUUUUCUUCGGCGACAGGCAGCCUGAUGAAGAGGGAUACCAUGUCCGUUGGACCUGGUGGGACGUCUUGUCAGCCGCUAAAGGGGAUCCAGAACACCCAGUGGUCGAUGGACAGCAGCAAAAUCACGCAAGUGAGAAGCAGUCCGACGUUUACUUCACUCGUGAUGGGCGAUUCGUCCGGGCUCCCGCUUCAGACCAGGUCCGCAUUCCUAAGGGCAAUCAUGUGUUCCUCGAGGUAACCGAGUCCAACCAGCGGGUCGAUGGGGCUCCAGAUCUGGACCAAGGCCUCCAUGGUCGGGCCAAUGACAUGUUCACUAAGGUCUACGUCCCUCCAAGCUUUAGGGCCCGCAUUGCAGCCUUCAUCCUGUUGAUCUGGGUGUUUGCUGCUGCGACCGGUGUAGGCAUCACAGUUGUUCCUCUUGUUAUUGGCCGGAAGGUUAUGUUGUCAACCUUCCCUCACCGGCCGCUAAACGACGUGUAUGCCUUCUCCACUGGCAUGUCCAUCGUUGGCACUGCUGCCUAUAUUCUGUACCAUUGUCGUCCGUUCGUCGCCGCGGCGCAAGACCGGCUGCGUCCUUACCUGCAGUCCCCUCGGGAGGCGUGUGUUGGAGCCAUCAACGUUCUUCUCGAUGUUGCUCGACUUCUCUAUGUUCUCGCCUCCUUCUCCGUCCUCCUGCCGUCUUUGUUCGCCCUCAUCAUGGAACUGUAUAUCUUGGUUCCUGUGCACACGUACGUUGGAGGACCUCAGGCGCAUGUCAUCCAUUUCAUCCAGGACUGGACGCUUGGCGUGCUUUAUGUCCAAAUGGCCGUCAAGUUUGUUUUAUGGAAUUCUGCAUCCCGUCCGGCGGCAGCACUGAAUGCUAUCUUCCAGGACGGCUGGUUGAAGCCUAAUGCGAAACUUACCACCCGGGCUGUCCUGUUACCGGUGACCCUCCUGGCCACGCUUGCGGUAGUGCUGCCACUAUCCCUUGGGUUCACCGUGAACGCCACAGUAUUCUACUCCACUCCUGAUGUUCAGUCCAAGGUGUACCGCUAUGCAUAUCCAGCAACCUUGAUGAUAAGCCUGAUAGGGUGGCUCGUCUAUUUGGUACGGCGUCAGGUGGAGAUCUGGCGAGUCAAUAUCCGCGACGAUGUCUACUUGAUUGGGGAACGCCUACAUAACUUCCGUGAGAAACGGGCGCGAGAUGUCGGUGUGCCUCGGCGGGUCAUCACCGGUUGAUUGACUGCAGAUGCCUGAUGAA